AAGAGGAGUCGCUUGUGCUCGAAGGCAUCAGCGGCACUGCCCAGCUGAGGUGUCACGGCCACUUCCACAGUGCCAUCGCCUGACGCGAACACUUCUGCAAUUGCCUCCACUCCACGCCACCUGCUACCUGCUACCAGAGGCAUCAUGGGCUUCUGGAAGCUCUCCCCCUUCCUCGCUCUUGGCAUCUUGGUCCUGUACCAGGCGGGCAUCCUCCAGGCAGCGCCAUUCAGGUCUGCCUUGGAGAGCCGUCUGGCUGCUGCUCCACUCACUGAGGAGGAUUUGUGCAUCCUACUGGCUUCCAUGGUGAAGGACUACCUGCAGAACAAGAUCAGCGAGAUGGAACUGCAGCAGGAGGCUGAGGAUGCUCGCAUCACUGCCCAGAAGAGAGGCUGCAACACUGCCACCUGUGUGACUGAUAAGCUGGCUGGCUUGCUGAGCAGAUCUGGAGGCAUGUUGAAGAGUAACUUUGUGCCCACCUAUGUGGGCUCCAAAGCCUUUGGCCGUCGCCGCAGGGAAGUUCAGGAAUGAGCAGCUAAAUGACUCCAGUAAGAAGGUCAACAUGAAGCUGAACUCUACUUCUUUUCCUGCAUAGUAAAAGCACCUUGUAGGAAAGCAUGGAAGACACACACAUAUGCAUGCUGCUUCAUGUUGAAAUCAUUCUUCCUUGUUUAAAAUAAAUUAAAGCUGCAUGAUAAUAAAGCUUUAUUGCAAUGA
Messenger RNA from Hipposideros armiger (great roundleaf bat), 714 nucleotides. Its product is annotated as calcitonin gene-related peptide 2-like. The record is from RefSeq and is a predicted model, not a curated record. Gene Ontology annotation, molecular function: hormone activity; calcitonin receptor binding. NCBI's taxonomy places the organism in Eukaryota, Metazoa, Chordata, Mammalia, Chiroptera, Hipposideridae. Bases 145 to 528 code for a protein of 127 amino acids. The transcript has 5 exons. Gene Ontology annotation, cellular component: extracellular region. Gene Ontology annotation, biological process: regulation of cytosolic calcium ion concentration; adenylate cyclase-activating G protein-coupled receptor signaling pathway.